GCUUCUCGAUUCUUCUUCCUCCAAUUUCGAAUCUUCCAAGUGAAAAAAGCUCUAAAGUUUGGAACUUUCUACAGUUUCUUCAUCUGGGUCUGCUCUGAGUUUCGUGUGUAGCUUAAUCUGAGCUUAAAGCUUGAAUUUUUACUUCUGGGGUUUGUUUGUUCAUAAAGCUUCAAUUUUUGGCGUUUUUCUUUGUUGAAAUGGAUCGAUAACGAAGGUGUUAGAAGAAAGUUUGUUGCUUUAGAUUCGUAUUCGAUAAAGAAAUGAGUUUGGUUCCUCCUUUACCGAUUUUAUCGCCACCGUCGUCAAAUUCUUCAACAACCGCACCUCCUCCGUUACCGUCUCAGCCCACCACUCCAUCUGCUCCACCUCCGGUUACACCACCUCCUUCUCCGCCGCAAUCUCUUCCACCGGUCGUAUCAUCAUCACCACCACCACCACCGGUUGUUUCGUCACCUCCACCGGCUUCUUCUCCACCACCGUCACCUCCCGUCGUUACUUCACCUCCUCCCACCGUUGCUUCUUCCCCUCCACCUCCUGUGGUGAUUGCUUCUCCUCCUCCCUCUACUCCGGCGACAACACCACCAGCUCCUCCGCAAACUGUCUCACCUCCACCACCUCCUGAUGCUUCUCCCUCACCUCCUGCACCAACAACAACAAACCCUCCUCCUAAACCUUCUCCUUCGCCGCCGGGAGAAACACCUUCACCACCUAAGCCUUCUCCGUCAACUCCAACAACAACCACAUCUCCUCCUCCUCCUCCAGCUACCUCUUCUUCUCCUCCGUCUUCAAAUCCGACUGAUCCUUCUACUUUAGCUCCUCCUCCAACUCCAUUACCUGUUCUUCCCAGAGAGAAACCAAUUGCUAAACCAACUGGACCAGCUUCAAACAACGGAAACAACACUUCGCAGUCUGGUUCACCAAGUAACAGCGGAGUUGGUACUGGAGGUAUUGUAGCUAUUGGGGUGAUUGUGGGAUUGGUUUUUCUUAGCCUUUUUGUGUUGGGUGUGUGGUUCACUCGGAAACGAAAGCGAAAGGACCCUGGAACCUUUGUUGGAUACACUAUGCCUCCUUCCGCUUAUUCAUCUCCUCAAGGCUCAGAUGUAGUGCUCUUCAACUCGCAUUCUUCAGCUCCUCCUAAAAUGAGAAGCCAUUCUGGUAGCGAUUACAUGUAUGCGUCAUCUGAUUCAGGCAUGGUUAGCAACCAAAGAUCAUGGUUUUCUUAUGAUGAAUUAUCUCAAGUUACAAGUGGGUUCUCGGAGAAGAAUCUUCUCGGUGAAGGAGGGUUUGGCUGUGUAUACAAAGGCGUUCUUGCUGACGGAAGGGAAGUGGCAGUUAAACAGUUGAAGAUUGGUGGAACUCCAGGAAGACAGGUUAUGACUUGGGAAACUCGGGUUAGGGUCGCUGCUGGUGCAGCUCGUGGAAUCGCCUACUUACAUGAAGACUGUCAUCCCCGCAUUAUUCACCGUGACAUUAAAUCAUCCAACAUACUUUUAGAUAACAGCUUUGAAGCCUUGGUUGCGGAUUUUGGGCUUGCGAAAAUAGCACAAGAACUGGAUUUAAACACACACGUCUCAACACGCGUAAUGGGAACCUUUGGGUACAUGGCUCCUGAAUAUGCAACAAGUGGAAAGCUGUCUGAAAAAGCGGAUGUUUAUUCGUAUGGGGUAAUACUGUUGGAGCUUAUAACUGGCCGCAAACCUGUAGAUACGUCUCAACCUCUCGGUGAUGAGAGCCUUGUUGAAUGGGCAAGACCCUUGCUGAGUCAAGCAAUCGAAAACGAAGAAUUUGACGAGCUAGUAGAUCCGAGGCUAGGGAAAAACUUCAUCCCGGGAGAGAUGUUCAGAAUGGUAGAAGCUGCAGCUGCAUGCGUCCGACACUCAGCUGCAAAAAGACCAAAGAUGAGCCAAGUGGUGAGAGCUUUGGACACACUCGAAGAAGCAACGGACAUAACCAACGGCAUGAGACCAGGACAGAGCCAAGUGUUUGACUCGAGACAACAAUCUGCUCAGAUAAGAAUGUUUCAGAGAAUGGCUUUUGGAAGUCAAGAUUAUAGUUCUGACUUCUUUGAUCGCUCACAGUCACAUAGUAGCUGGGGAAGUCGUGACCAGUCCAGAUUUGUACCUUAGUAGAUUUUUUUAUUGUUUUUGCUACUUUCUUCUUUCUUAAACAUGUCUUCGAUCUUGUAUAUUCUUUUGCAUGAUAUAAUGUAUUUUUUAAAAUAUACAUACAUACACAUAAAUUUGAUAGUCUUUU
Molecule: messenger RNA, 2253 nt
Organism: Arabidopsis arenosa
Lineage: Eukaryota; Viridiplantae; Streptophyta; Magnoliopsida; Brassicales; Brassicaceae
Source: the annotation of a GenBank genome assembly